Contarinia nasturtii (swede midge) is the source of this 741-nucleotide messenger RNA. RefSeq lists its product as uncharacterized. The coding region runs from base 49 to 663 and encodes 204 amino acids. Lineage: Eukaryota; Metazoa; Arthropoda; Insecta; Diptera; Cecidomyiidae. Gene Ontology annotation, molecular function: odorant binding. The record is from RefSeq and is a predicted model, not a curated record. The transcript has 3 exons.
UGGAGAUCACAUUCAGUUCGACUUUGAAUAGAAAAUCAAAGCAACAAAAUGUCUAUUAAAAAAUCGGCAACAUUUUUCUUCUUUCUGGUGGGCUGUAUUUGCUUCACUGCCGCAGUUGAGAGCCCAUUUCUGGAGUUGUUUUAUAACGCAAACACAACGUGCAUAGACCAAGCGAAUUUGACCGAAUUUAUAGUUAAUUAUAAUAAAACCUGGUUGGAAUCAUUUAAUAAUCACCAAAAUGAAUCGGAAGAUGUGCAAGUGAAUAGUGUUUGUUAUUUACAUUGUUUGGUAUCAAAACUCGGCUUAAUCGAUGAGAAUGGAUGGCACAAAAUUAUUGCAAAUGAAAUAUUAGACGCGGCCGCUAAGGAAAAUUAUUCACGUACUCAAGAGGAUAUUAAAGGAGAUGGACCACUUUUUGCUGAAUUGGGAGUUGCCUGUGGCAAAUCAAUUCAAACUGAACGAAAUGAAGCUGUGCUUUUAUGGAGAUCUCAUUUCGGCUCCGUUAUUUCAGAACGAUUUCAAGCCUUUUUGAUUGCAAAACCAUCAUAUAUGUCACUCCUGCCAAAAUUAACGAAAAUAUUGAAUUGUUUUAAAUCAGAGCAUAAAUCAGAGCCCAAAUCAGAGCCUAAAUCAGAGCCUAAAUCAGAGCCUAAAUCAGAGUAAAUAUUCAUUUCAAUUCCUUUAAACUUUCAAUUUGUUGGACAAGAAAUACUUUAAUACAUUUUUUUUUACAUUUUUCUA